This is a messenger RNA of Pristis pectinata (smalltooth sawfish), 3325 nucleotides long. RefSeq names its product TBC1 domain family, member 23 (gene tbc1d23). Gene Ontology annotation, biological process: embryonic brain development; retrograde transport, endosome to Golgi. The coding region runs from base 172 to 2304 and encodes 710 amino acids. NCBI's taxonomy places the organism in Eukaryota, Metazoa, Chordata, Chondrichthyes, Rhinopristiformes, Pristidae. The record is from RefSeq and is a predicted model, not a curated record. Gene Ontology annotation, cellular component: trans-Golgi network. The transcript is spliced from 20 exons.
CGGCAACAGCUGAGGGACGGACGUGGAAGCGGAGAGAGGGAUGGCGGCGGCGGCCGAGGACGGGCGGCUUGUACCGGGAGACGACGGCAGCAGCUGGGAUAAAGAUCUAGCUGAAGCAUUGGAUGAAGGAGGCUGUGACUUGGAGACACUCAGAAGCAUAAUUCAAGGGCGAUGCAUACCAGCCGACCAAAGGGCCAAAGUGUGGAAGAUUUUGCCACUCAUCUGCAAACUCGGGACAAUUUACAGUGGCCACUUAACCUACCAACUUGCAUGCCUUUGGAAUGUGGGAGGAAACUGGAGCACCUGGAGGAAACCCACACUGUCAUGAGGAAAUAUGCAAACCCCACACAGACAGCACCUGAGAUUUCACUUAAUGUAGCAGGGAAAGUAGGUAGUCUGGGAUCAUGGGAUGGAUCUCUGGAUCUGCCUGAACAAACAUUAAUUCAAGAAGAUUGCCAAAAGCUCAUAGAUCACCUUUCAAUGCCAGAUGAAGAAAAGGCACAGUUACUUUCAGACAUUGAAUCUGUAAUCACAUUUUACUGCAAGUCCAGAAAUGUCAUUUAUACUCAGAGUCUUGGCUGGACUGACUUGCUUAAACCUCUUGUUCCACUCCGAAUGCCACGCAAUGAUUUAUACAAUUGCUUUUAUGCAAUCAUGAAUAAAUACAUACCUAGGGAUUUUCUCCCCAAUGGGAGACCGUUCCAUCUCUUCAGGCUUCUACUGCAGUAUCAUGAACCAGAGCUUUGCUCUUUUCUUGACACGAAGAAGAUUACUCCAGACUCCUAUGCAAUAAGAUGGGGAGCAAGCCUCUUUGCAGGUUGCUGUACUGAAGAUGUUGCCCAACUGAUAUGGGAUGUGUAUCUACAACAAGCAGACCCUUUCCUAAUUUUCUUCCUCAUGUUGGUCAUUCUAGUUAAUGCAAAAGAGAUUAUUUUGUCCCAAGAAGCAGAAUGCAAGGAGGAACUGAUUCGUUCACUUGAAAGUGUUCCAUGCAACCUGGAAACAGAAGAUAUAGAAGAUCUGUAUUCAUUGGCUCUGUACUAUUAUGCCAGAACACCUGCUUCUUUUAGAAAGGAUAACCAAAAUCUAUUUGGAAGUAAUCUGCUGGGCCUGAAGGAUGAUGAGAUGGAUCUAAGCCAGGCUUUAUGCUUGCCUGUAUCGGUAUCAGAAAUACUACAGGCAAAUCAACUGCAAGGGGACGGUGUUCGGUUCUUUGUAGUGGAUUGUCGACCUGCAGAACAAUAUAAUGCUGGGCACCUCUCUACAGCUUUUCACUUGGAUUCAGACCUGAUGCUGCAAAACCCUGCAGAGUUUGCACUUUCAGUUAAAUCUCUUUUGGAAGCACAGAAACAGUCCAUAGAGUCAGGAUCAGUAGCAAGUGGUGAACAUCUCUGCUUUAUGGGAAGUGGCAGAGAAGAGGAAGAUAUGUACAUGAACAUGGUGCUAGCACACUUUCUUCAGAAAAACAAAGAAUAUGUUAGUAUUGCAAGAGGAGGCUUUAUGGCAUUGCAGCAGCACCUUGUAGACAUAAAUGUAGAUGGGCCAGAAAAUGGCUACGGUCACUGGAUUGUUAGUACUUCUGGAUCACGUGGAAGUAUCUCUUCUUCUGCUGAUGGUGAGUCCCCAAAUGGUUCAGGUGAUGGAAGAGGAGUGAAGUCUUUAGUCAACAAAAUGACCUUUGCCCUGAAGUCCAAGUCGGUAAAUGUAAAGGAGAAAGUGAUCAGUUUUAUUGAGAAUACAUCUGCACCAGUUGAAAGAAUGACUUUUCAACUUCCUUGGCCAGAAAAGGUGAACCUAGAUUGGCAUGUAAGCAGCAGUGACAGGGUAGGAAAGCCCUAUCGUGGGGUAAAGCCUGUCUUCAGUAUUGGAGAUGAAGAAGAAUAUGAUACAGAUGAAAUUGAUAGUUCUUCCAUGUCCGAUGAUGAUCGGAAAGAGAUGGUGAAUAUUCAGACAUGGUUGAACAAGCCUGACAUUAAACACCACUUUCCAUGUAAUGAGGUGAAAGAGACAGGACAUAUGUUUCCAAGUCACCUAAUGGUAACAGCAUCGCACAUGUACUGUUUGCGAGAAAUUCCAUCUCGGAAAGGAUUUGCUUACAUCCAAUCACGGCAGGCCUUAACUUCUAUGGUAAAAAUUACAUCCAAGAAAAAGCACCCAGAGCUGAUCACAUUUAAAUUUGGAAAUAGUAAUGUCUCACCAGUAGAGAUUUUGGCUGUAGAAAGGUAUUUAAUACCAAAUGCAGGAGAUGCCACUAAAGCCAUAAAACAGCAGAUUAUGAAAGUCCUUGAUGCACUAGAAAGCUGAUUAACAAGAGACAAGAUGUUGCCUUCCAAAAUUAGAGAGACUGAAACAAAAUGAGUUUAAGACUUACCUUUGGAUGAUUAACUUAACGGUAAUCCUGUUCCUGGCAGUGGAACAUCUGCGGCCUGGCAUAAAAUUGAUACAGAUUUGUGGGUGUUUAAUUAAACUUUUAUGCAGCCUAUACAUGACGAUGUGAACCAUUUUGAGAACUGAGCUCCUAAAAUCUAGAGUUUUAUUGAAGGCAAAGUGUUCAGAUUAUUUGAAUAUUCUUAACUUAUUGUUGGUGUUUUUCCAAACUAUUUGAUUUGAAAAGUCCUUAAUACCUAAUGUUGUUCUGUUCAAUUUCAUAAUCACUGUAUAAAGAUAACAGAUUUUACCUUGGAUGUUUUUGUUUAGGCACCUUAAGUUGUAAAGGAUCUUUUAAUACAGUGCAAAGGGACUAAAAUUAUUUCCACUAGGCUUUCAGCAUGAAUAUGCACAUAUCAGGCAUACUCAGUUCAUGCUUUCACUCAAGUUCUGUUCUCUCUGAAAUUCCUGACACAACCUCUACUUUGUGCCUAUUUCAGUAGUGUAAUCUUCAGUAAACUAAUGUGAACAACUGUUACUGGAUGCCACUUCUGUUUAUAAAAUAGCUGUAAAUAAGCUGGAAAACAUUAAUCUUAAUUUUAGCAGUUGUUUGUCUUUGUCACUGAAAACUCUAUGAGGUGUAAUAUAACUUGGCAUUUACUUGUUAAGGGUAAUGUCAGGAAUUUCUUGUUUACAAAGAAUUGCCAUUUCAGAGUGUUAAACACCAACUUACUGCAGUAUUUACAAUAAAUAUGUUUUGGAUAAGUUAAACAGGAGAUCUGAAGAUUUUUUUUGAGGUUUGUGACUUUAAUCUAUUAGAAUUGAAUAAUAUGGCUGUUUUUCCCCUUUAAAUUGUUCAGCAUCAAAGGCACAGGCUCCAGCCUUUCUGCAUGCCACAAUUAUAAAAAUCCUUUUGUUAUCCAGAGUCUGUAUUUUUAAUAAAAGCAACUUGAUCUUC